AUGUAUGAUAUACUAGUUCCUAAAUAUGUAGAUGAUAUUACUUUUUGGAAAAGUUACUUUUAUUGUUUACAUCGAAUUUUAUUUACACAAAAUAUUGAUGAAUUAGAUGAAGAAAUUUGUGAAUUAUAUAAUAAAAGAAGAAGACAACAAAUGGAAAGAGAAUUGGAAUUACAAGAAUAUUGUAAUGCUAUUGAAUCUGAUUGUAAAAUUAUUCACAUGAUUAUUAAAAUGGAAAUUGAAAAUAUUAAUCAAAUUUUAUUAUUUGAAAAAAAUUUAAAUAAUCAAAUUAUUAAUUCAAUUGAUAAUGACAUUAUACAUGAAAAUAAUAUUAAUCAAAAUAAUAUUCAUCAAAAUAAUUCAAAUGAUAGUAAUGAAAAUAGUAAUUCAGAUAGUAAUAAUAAUAAUGAAAUAAUUGAUAAUUCUAAUAUUUCUAGUAAUGAAUCUAAUAAUGAAACAUUAUCUGAUAAUACUACUAAUACUAAUACUAAUAUUGAUAAUUCUUCUACUUCCACAUCUACAUCUACUACAUCAACAUCAACACCAACAACAUCGACAACAAAUGAUAAAAAGAAAAUGAAUGAAGAACGUAAAAGAAGAGAAGAAGAAUAUCAUACUAAUAAACAAUUAAUUGAAGAGAAAAUUAGAGAAGUAAUUGAAAUUAAAAAGAAAGUUUCAUUAUUUUCAAGUGAAAUUAUUACGAAUGAAACAUUAAUUGAAAGAAUUUCACAAUCUAAUCAUUGUUUUAUGCAAACAUUUACCUGA
Molecule: messenger RNA, 762 nt
Organism: Naegleria gruberi
Lineage: Eukaryota; Heterolobosea; Eutetramitea; Acrasida; Naegleriidae
Exons: 1
Coding region: 1-762 (253 amino acids)
Source: RefSeq, a predicted model, not a curated record